UUGGCUGAGGCCGCCGGCUUUUUACACUUGUGAGUGUGUUGUGAUCGUGUGUGUGUGAAUGUGACACAUCAUUUAAGGUAUCAUCAAGACAUCCACAGGUUGCUCAUGCUUCACAGGGAAUGUAUUCGCUGUCGGGACUGUCACAGUGAAGAAGUGACAGAUUUUUGUUGGAUUUGAAGCAGCUGCGUAAUUGCGACCUUUUCUGCGCGAUGACAGAAGUGGCGAGUCACGCAUCAAUAAUGGACUGUGAGAUGAUGUUCCAGCCAGAGUCGGAUCAGAUGUCCCCAGUUGAACCAAAGUCUCCGCCUCUGGACCUGAUUGACACCGGGAAGGGGCUAAAGGUCCAGACAGCCACUCCCCAUCUAGUGAGCCUGGGCAGUGGGAGGCUCAGUGUGGCCAUCACCCUGCUACCAAUAAAAGAAGGAGUGACCCGCAUAGGUCGAGAAGAUGCUCCAAUUCCUCAAGAUAUCACCAUCCAUGGUGCAGGCAUCGAGGCAGAGCACUGUCUCAUCUUCAAUGAAGGAGGAGUGGUGACCCUUGACCCCUGUGGUAACCCCUGCAGUCUGGAUGGAGUGCAGGUCACUGUACCCACACCACUUACACAGGGUUAUUCUCUGUGUCUGGGUAAAUCCUAUUUCUUUCGGUUCAACCAUCCUGAGGAAGCAACCAGAAUGAAGAGCAUGCUUCCUCAAAAGAGCCCCGUGUCAGCUUUGGCCUACAACACAGACUACCUGAAGUUCAGCAGUGACUAUAGCCAUUCGGUGGUGGGUGGCACCAGCAGUGCUCGGGGGAUGAGAUCUGCCUCAGAGCUCCGGGACUUGAUGGACACCCUGCAGCGCAAGAAGAUCGCCCUGGAGAACAGCCUGAGAGCCAACGGGAAUGCAAACCCUUCCUACUUCAGCGUGACCCAGUCUCCCCCCACCACACCUAUCACGAGUCCUACCACAUCCUCAUCAUCCUAUCAGGACCAGGCGAGGCGUUUCUAUGGCUCUGAACGCGCGACUAUGUCUUUGAAAUCUCCUCCCCCUCUUUCCCCUGGACGACGAUCGGACCCUUCUUCUUCUUCUCUGUCCUCCCGCUCCUCGGUCAAUCGCAACCAUGACAACUACGGCAGUAUCGAUAGCCGGCGGCUGCACAAUGCAGGCUCCUCGUCUUCACUGUCCACAUGGAACGGCGGAGGCUCCACCACUUCUGUUGAUUGCAGCAACAACUAUCUCCUCUCUCUUCCUCCUCCGUCAUCCCGCACUCCAUCAGCAGGAGGGGCAGCCAGCAUGCCCUCAAGUCCCCGUCUUGGCCGCCGCAGCUAUGGCACCCAAGAGCCAGUGCCCAGCAGUAGGACCAGGAAGUACUCAGCAGGCUCUCUUAAUGGGAUGAUGGGAGCAGGGCACAGUCGCUCGCUUCCACGCCUCUGCCCCACCCAGUCACCCCGCGGCACCAACAACGGAGUCCUCACCUUGUCGACGCUGCCUCCACGGCGAUCAGAUGCCGCUGGUGGUGAUAAAUUUAACAAAGACCAUUACAAUAACAACCAGAAUGGCAGCCCUGACGUUAACCACAACUCCAGCCAGCAUUCCUCCAGCAGGAAUCAAAUCCGAAACGCAACUCAGGGAGAAAGUGUUGUGUCUAUCUCUCUUUCGUCCCCUAAAAUAUUGCCCUCCACCACCUCCUCUAUCUCUUCCACAACUGCCCCACCGGAUGUUACCCUCCCAUCUAAGACAGGGGGCUCCUCUUCUCCUCGCGUGGCCAAAAAACUCAGCCUGACCUCGACUAGCUCUGUGGGCUCCAUCAGCCCCACGUUUUCCGACCCACCAGAGCAAGAACGGCUGGCCAGCAAUGGGGUCUCCGGGGAGAAGGAAAGGCCCAAUGCUGCCCCGGGGCAUGGACUAGGAGAGAGGAGGUCUUCAUUUGGACAGGCAGGGCUGGAGCCUUGGAUGGGGCUGGGUGAGAGGAGGCAGUCGUUCGGUAAGGCAGGAGUGACCCCACCUGGAGGAUUCAGGGAGAGAAGGGGCAGUAUCAGCUCACUGAGCGGGAAGGAGGAACUGACCGACUACCACCUGCACCAAAAGGAGGAGAGACUCCGCGAGCAGGAGGUGGAGAGACUGGAGCGACAGCGACUGGAGACCAUCCUGUCUCUGUGUUCGGAGCUGGGCCGGUCGGAGAGAGACGGAGGUGACCCCUCUUCCACUUCAGCCGUGUCGGAUCUCCAGAAGAUCAACCAGGAGCUCGAGAAGCUUCAACUGAACGACGAGGACGAUGACGACACACCAUCGGUCUUUUCUGAUUCUUCAGCUGUUAACGGAACAGGGAACGGACACAUGGCCUCCCAUGGAUCGGAGAAUGGCUUCUAUGAUGAUGACCUGCAGGUACGACGUAGGCGCAGCAGCGGUCAGCGGGACGGCAGGGCCGAAUCACCUGCUGUCAGUCUGCGGAGCUACGCCGCUUCACCUUCUCCACGUGCACAGAGGACCAACGAGGCUUUAGAAGAUGCAGCUCGUCGUCGCGGACAGGCCAUGAGGGCUUCAGAGGAGGAAGUGAGGCGUGUAGAAGAGGAGAGGAUCCAAGUGCUCAACAACAUGGAGGAGCUGGAGCAAAAGAUCAAGGAGCUGGACAACCAAAUAGACGAAUCUGCACAAGAGGUGGAGCUUGAGCGAGCUCUGGUGGAGGCCGAGCAGGAGUCGGAGGUAUCCGCUCUCCAGCAGGAAAAAGAUGCUCUGGAAGCCCUUCACAACAAGAUGACUGACCUGGAAACCAAGUCCCAGCAGGAAAAACAAAAGGCGUGCGAGGUGCUACAGGCAGAAAGGGGCAGAGUAGAGAGGUUGGCUCAGAUUGUGUGUGAGCAGCGCUCCCAACUGGACAGCUGCCCUGAGGCCACCAAGGAGCCCCUGCAGGAGCAGCUGGCCAGGGACGGUGAGGUUUUGGAUGCAGAGUCGAAACGAUUCGAGGACCUGGAGUUCCAGCAGCUGGAGAAAGAGAGCAGGCAGGACGAGGAGAAGGAGAUGCACACCCAACAGCUUCUCCGGGAGAUCGCAGACUUCCAGCGGAGCAGUGUGUCUCGCAAGGAGCGACUUUUAACUCUUAAGAAGCAGGCUGUGCAGAUUACCCAGCAGGCUCAGCGGGAGAAGGAAAGCUUCUUGAAGGAGAAGAGCACCCUCGAGGCAAUGCUGCAAAGGGAGAAGGAAAACCUGUCCAUGCUGGAAAGGAAAUAUGCUGAGCUCACUGGUGGCCGAAGUUUCACUUUAAGAGAGGAGACAGCCUCUCUGGCUGAUGUGUGUGACACCACCUACUCCAAACUUUCUCUUCCUCCAUUCAACCCUUACGCCUUCUCAUCCCGCCUUUCCUCUAUUUCUCUCAAGAAGGCAGAGGGCUAUGUCACAGUCAGUGAAAUCAAUGAGCUUUACUCACAGCUUGGGGGGGACCCUAAACCCGCCCCUGCUCCUGCUCUGACCAGUGCCUCUACUGAGUCCGGGGCAAAGCCUUCCUCUGAUGAAGACACCCCCAAACCCCCGGAGGAAGAGCAUUUCCGUUUGCUGGAAGAGAGGAGAAGGUCUGAGAGAGAAGGGGGAUCCCAUCUAAGUGACACAUUACCAAGGAAGAGAACCACCCCCACGAUGAGCCCCCAGUUCACCUGUGCCACACUGGGACGCAGCUACCCUACAAAGUCCCAUCAUCCCCUGGUACAGAGCACAAGUUGUGGCAGCAUUCUCCCAAGAUUUCUCUCCUUAUCCAACAAGGAAGCUGAAUCUCGCCGUCUGCAUAAAGGUCAGUCCGGGUCCCGAGCAGCUUCCCAGACCAACGUCUACCUCGAUGCCUUUGGGUUCAGCGACAACCAGGCCUUCGACACGAUGAGUGUGGAUAGCUCUGACUCCAUUGAAACCAGCAUCUCUGCAUGCUCACCUGAUAAUGUCUCCAGUGCCAGUACGUCUAAUAUGGCCAAGCUAGAGGAGAUGGAGCGACUGCUGAGAGAAGCACAGCUAGAGAAGCACCGCCUCAUCGAAAACAAGGAGCAAGAGAUGGAAGUGCGAAUGCAAGCGCUGGAGGAGGAGAGGAAAAGGCGGGAGGACCUGGAGAAGAGACUGCAGGAGGAGACGAGCAGACGACAGAAACUCAUAGAUCGUGAGGUGAAACUGAGAGAAAAGCAGAGGGCACAGGCCCGGCCGCUAACACGCUACCUCCCGGUGCGUAAAGACGAUUUUGACUUGCGGGCUCACAUUGAGUCGGCGGGUCACAGCACAGACACAUGCUUCCACUUAUCCAUCUCUGAGAAGACCUGCAGGGGCUACUUGAUCAAAAUGGGAGGCAAAAUCAAAACCUGGAAGAAACGCUGGUUUGUGUUUGACCGCAACCGACGCACGCUCUCCUACUAUUCAGACAAGCAUGAAGCCAAGCUGAAAGGAGUCAUCUACUUCCAAGCUAUUGAAGAAGUGUAUUAUGAUCACUUGAAGAAUGCACAUAAGAGCCCAAACCCCUCCCUGACCUUCAGUGUAAAGACUCACGACAGAGUCUACUACAUGGUUGCUCCCUCUCCUGAGGCCAUGAGGAUCUGGAUGGAUGUGAUCGUCACGGGCGCUGAGGGAUACACGCAGUUCAUGGUGUAGUGAAGGAGCGGGAUAUGCAACGUGCUACGCCUCUUCGUGGCUUUAAAGACUACCAUUAAUUUUCUAUUUUUACCCUUGGAUUUCUUUGUCUCCGGAUGGAUGUUUUUGUCAUCUAUGCUGAAGAAUGUUGUGUAAAGAAAGCAGCGUUGCCUUGCUCAAAAUAAUUGAGCGAUAUUUGGUAUCAUAUGCUGAGAAUUCAUGGGAAAUGGUGAGCCGAUAUAAGAUCAUUAUUUUAAGGCCAUGGGGUUCAAUCCCGAGACUAAAUGUAGUAAAGGAGAUCUAAAUGUGCCAUUGUGCACCCCUGUGCCCUGGACGUGUUGCUUAAAGACAAAUGUUAAUAAAAAAGAUUUUCAUGAGCUCAUUACAACUCAUUUUCUUCAGAGAAGAGCAGACUCUGAUGUUUAAUGUGGAGAAGCUUUAUCCAUAGUAUGUCAUUAUCAACAUGAUGAUUGUCAUUAUGAUCAACUGAAAAUACCAAAUGGUAUGUGCCAUAUGAAGCCUUAGCCUUUUCAACUUCAUAGUAGAACAGGUGGUCAAUUUCACAAUGAGUUGUAUCAAAUGUUGGACUGUUUUUUUUAGCAUAUUAUGUACAUAAUAAAUAAUGAAUAUUCAGUAAGUAAAAGCAGCUGAGCAAAUAUAUUAUUUGAACUUUUAUUGCCUCGAUUUCCUUUCUAUUUUCUGUGGCAUUCUCAGGUCUUAACUGUGUGCAUGCAUCAUAUGAUCAUGUGUGAAAUUAUACAAGUGCCUCUUCAAUGUAAACUGUAUGUACUGUGAGCUUCUGAUGUAGCUCCAAGGUGCUAUUCUUACACGUUUGAAUGACUAGUAAUCCAAGAAAAACCAUCACAGAGUAUUUCAGUGAGGUUUAGCUCUAGUAAUUCAGCGAUCUGUAUUACUGUUCUGGGUUUACAUGUGCCACCACAGCCUCAGUUAUGAAGCUCUAUUUAAACACAAUUUGUGUCAUGCUUGUUAUUUUACAACAUGAAGUUUGGUUCAAUAGGAAUAAUGACUGUUAUUAAGGCACAAAAUAGAGAUAUUUGUACAUUUUGUUUCUAAAUUGUAGUUAAGAUUAGUGAGGACGGUUAUGAUGCAUAAUAAACUCCUUUCUGUGCCUCGUUAUUAUAUUUUGUGUGAUUGGUAUGCAUAUUAUCUAUAUUUUUAAGAGUACAUACCAUGCCAAACUGUUAAAGGUGAGAAAACAUGAGUCGUUUAAGAUGUCGGGCUGAAAGAAUAUGGUACAGGAACUCAAUUAAGAGGCUUUUAAAAGAAAACUGACUGAUGUAAUAUUUUGCUUUGGUCCACUAGCUUUCAUUUAUUGACACUAAUUCAAUGUUUUUCUUUAUCUGACUUUUCCACAUUGAUCACUAAAGCUGCUUUAUAUUUCAUAUCAUACUCCACACUGAUCAGUGCCUGCCUCUUGCUAUUGCUUUUUACAUAUUGACCAAAGUACAAGUUUGUGUGGUAUAUUGUAUAUGGUGUUCCUUUGCUUUAAAUCUUUACGUACAAUAAGAUCUAAAGGAUAUUUGUUUUUGCAUGACAAAAUCAUAGUUCAACCCACUAAAGGAGCUGUUACAGUGGUAGUUUCUAUGAGCUUACAUGUUUUUCAUCUAUAAUGUAUUUUUGACCCUUCUGUAUUUAUGCCAUUACCAAUGCGUGUAUCUUCAUUUUGUAUUUCCAUAUAUAAAUAAUAAAAAUUGUAUAUUUUA
Messenger RNA from Eleginops maclovinus (Patagonian blennie), 6298 nucleotides. It is a transcript of the gene phldb2b, whose product is annotated as pleckstrin homology-like domain, family B, member 2b. Lineage: Eukaryota; Metazoa; Chordata; Actinopteri; Perciformes; Eleginopidae. The transcript has 25 exons. Gene Ontology annotation, biological process: regulation of microtubule cytoskeleton organization. Gene Ontology annotation, molecular function: protein binding. The record is from RefSeq and is a predicted model, not a curated record. Gene Ontology annotation, cellular component: basal cortex. The coding region runs from base 210 to 4595 and encodes 1461 amino acids.